This is a messenger RNA of Rhincodon typus (whale shark), 1388 nucleotides long. RefSeq names its product protein RFT1 homolog. The transcript has 11 exons. Lineage: Eukaryota; Metazoa; Chordata; Chondrichthyes; Orectolobiformes; Rhincodontidae. The record is from RefSeq and is a predicted model, not a curated record. Bases 1 to 1092 code for a protein of 363 amino acids. Gene Ontology annotation, biological process: glycolipid translocation; dolichol-linked oligosaccharide biosynthetic process. Gene Ontology annotation, cellular component: endoplasmic reticulum membrane.
AUGGCUGGGAAGCAGAGGUGCCAGGGAGAACAGCUGCUGUACUCGGGUUGCCUCCUUACUUGUUACAUCCUGUAUUUUAUGAAGUAUAUUGGUUCACAGGAAGCACAAAGAAGAUCCUUCCCUCUCUCCACAGUAAGCGACAUAUUGCCUAAAUAUCACUGUCAUCAGCCUAUCAUUGAUCUGAGGCUGGCUAUUCUUACUUGGACCUUCUACAAACAAUCUUUUCUGAAGCAGGUCCUGACAGAAGGUGAACGAUAUGUCAUGACCUUUCUAAAUGUGUUAAAUUUUGGAGAUCAAGGUGUGUAUGAUAUUGUCAAUAAUCUGGGAUCGCUGGUGGCCAGAUUCCUCUUCCUUCCCAUUGAGGAAAGCUUCUAUGUUUUCUUUGUCAAAGUACUUGAACGAGGAAAGGACAUUGGACACCAGAAACAGGAGGAUGUUUCUAUGGCAGCCACUGUUCUGGAGAUGCUUAUGAAGCUGGUGAUGUUGAUUGGACUGACCAUCACAGUGUUUGGAUACUCAUACUCUCAUCUGGCCCUGAAUAUCUAUGGUGGAUCGAUGCUGAGCUCGGGCCCAGGUCCAACUCUUUUGCGUUGUUACUGUGUCUACGUACUGCUGCUGGCUAUAAAUGGAGUGACCGAAUGUUUCACGUUCGCUGCAAUGAGUAAGGAAGAAGUUGACAGGUAUAACAUUAUGAUGCUGGCUCUGUCGCUUACCUUUCUUGGCCUUUCCUAUUGUUUGACAUGGUGGCAAGGAGGUGUUGGAUUUAUUUUAGCAAACUGCCUGAACAUGGGACUCCGAAUUGCCCACAGCCUUCAAUAUAUCAGCCAUUACUUCAAGCAUAGCAAGAAUCAGCCCCUCAAGGGCCUCCUGCUCCCUGUGCCUUUACUGCUAGUCUAUCUUCUCAGUGGCACAGUGACGGCACUUUCGCAGGAUGCAGAGAGUGCUGAGCAGCUUCUAGCAGCCAUGCGAUGGGGUCUUAUCCCCUCCUGGUUCCGGGAGAGCGAUCCCUCCAAAAUGUUAUACAACACCAGUAACUGCUGUAGUGACGGGAUGCUGCACAAGAAUUCACACAAGCAUAUACCUGGCAGAUGAAUUUCAAUGCAGAAAAUGUGAGGUAAUGCAUUUUGAUAGAAGAAACAAGGAGACAACUUUGAGGAGAGCAGAGCAACAUUGGAGCUCAUGUGCAUAAAUCUCUGACGGUGGCUAAGCAAGUUGAGACAGCUAUUGACAAGUUUAAAGGAUCCUCGUGUAUGUGUCAAAGACCAGAGGGCAUAAUCUUAAGAUCUUUGUGCCACUCCAACAUUUUAUGCAGCCCAUUUUCAUACUGAAGUUUGGAGCAGGAAAAGAUUCCACAUGGUCCACUAACUCUGAAAGACAGAGCACUACCC